Messenger RNA from Dacryopinax primogenitus, 933 nucleotides. Its product is annotated as Aldo/keto reductase. The record is from RefSeq and is a predicted model, not a curated record. Lineage: Eukaryota; Fungi; Basidiomycota; Dacrymycetes; Dacrymycetales; Dacrymycetaceae. The transcript is spliced from 7 exons. Bases 1 to 933 code for a protein of 310 amino acids.
AUGACGAUGGGCGAGCCGGGUCAGAAUGCGGUCCGGACCGACAGCCUAGAGGAGUGCCAGAAGAUCCUGGACCAGUUCUAUAAGCACGGUGGGAGGGAGCUGGAUACCGCGCGUGUAUAUGCGGGUGGGACAACCGAGAAGUAUCUGGCAGAGCUCAACCUACGCGAUAGCACCAUCGACACCAAGUGCGCACCCCGUUGGCAUCCGGACGGGCACAAGCCCAACGCUGUCCGCGAGAGCUUGCUCACGUCGCUCAAGACGCUCAAGAGGGAGAAAGUGCAGGUGUUCUACUUGCAUGCGCCGGACCACAAGUUCCCAUACGAGAAGACGGUUGAGGAGGUCAACAAGUUGUACAAGGAGGGUCAUUUCGAGAUCUUCGGUCUCUCGAACUACGCCGCCUGGGAGGUAGCCGAAAUCUGGAACAUCUGCAACGAGCGCGGUUGGGUCAAGCCCCGUAUCUACCAGGGGAUGUACAACGCCAUCGCCCGUGCGCUGGAGCCUGAAAUCGCUCCCUGUCUGCGCAAGUACGACAUCCGGCUGGUGGUGUACAACCCCCUUGCUGGUGGCCUGCUCGCGGGAAAGAUCCUGAGCUUGCAGAACGACCUCCCGGUCGGCCGGUUCAAGGGCGAAAGUGCGAGCGCGGUCAUGUACCGUGCCCGCUACCUCAAGGAAGCGUACGUAACUGCAUGCAAUACUAUCAAGGCUGCUUGCGACAAGCACGGCUUGACUAUGACCGAGGUGGCCCUGCGCUGGUGCCAGCACCACAGUGUCCUCAUCCCGACCGACGGGGUGAUUUUUGGCGGUACGAGCGUAGCUCAGGUCGAGGCAAACUGCCUCGAUAGUGAGAAGGGCCCCCUCCCAGCGGACGUCCUCCAAGCUCUGGAUGAUGCGUACUUCGCCAUCGGACACAACGAGCCCACUUACGCUCGCUGA